AUGAGUAUCGAGGGCCUGCGGAAGGCCGGUGGAUUGGCCCUACAAGCGCAGGCGAUCCUGAGGGCAGCAAAGCCGCCGCAAAAGUAUGUGAUCGACUUCUCCUCACCAAAUGUCGCCAAGCAGUUCCACAUUGGAAACCUGCGCUCCACGAUCAUCGGAAGAUAUGUGGACCAGGUCCACCGAACCAUGGGAGAGGAUGUCUGCGCGCUGAACUAUCUGGGAGACUGGGGCACGCAAUUCGCCUUGAUUGCCAGUUAUUGGCCUCAGAAUCGCCCAUCCGAUGCCUUCUGGACGACGGUGAGCGAUGACGAGAAGGUGAAGAUGAUCCAGCAGUGCUACGUGGUUGCCAACAAGUUAUUGAAAACUGAAGGCGACUUCCGGUUAAAGGUGCGCGACACAUAUAAGAAAAUGGAGGAUUUUAUUGUGGAAAAAGAUAUGGAAGACGAGGUGAUGCUGUUCUGGAAUGACAUGAGAGGGCUCUCCGAGCGACAUCUCAAGAAGUUCUACCGACAGCUCGGCAUCCAAUUCGAUCAGUUAUUUUUCGAAUCCGAGGAAGUUGCCGGAGCACGCAAAAUUGUCGAGCAGCUAAUCGAGUCGAAAAAAGCUGUUCGUCGGGUCGAUGGGCUAUGGGUCGUCGAGACUGGCAAACAGAAUCCAGAUGGCACGGACGCUUAUUGUAUAGUGAGGAAAAGUGACGACACUACGCUUUAUCUUACAAGGGACGUGGCUUCCAUCAUCAGACGAGACGCACUCUUCAAAGCCGAUAAAUACCUCUAUGUUGUCGAUCGGGGGCAGAGGAAUCAUUUCAAGGACAUAGCCUACAUUCUUGAACAAAUCGGACGUGCCGACCUGGCAGACAAGAUAGAGCACAUUCCCUUCGGACGUGUUCACGGACUGUCGACACGCCACGGGAAAACCGAGGCCGUUGCUGAUAUCUUGACGCGAGGCUCCGAAUUGGCCCUACAAUUUCUGAAGGCAAGCCCGACGAUCAAGGUCAAAGAUGAGGAUCUGCAAAAGAUCUCUGGUGAUUUGGCACUCGACACAAUCAUUGUCAACGAUCUGAAACGCGCUCGCCUGUCCGAAUACGAAUUCUCCUUCAAAAACGCCUUCGCCCUCAACCAGAACAAUGCACUCCUCCUCCAGGAAAAACAUUCUCGGCUUUGCUCAUUGGAGAAGAAGAACGCGGAACUAAUGCCGCAUCUGGACAAAGACAACAAGCUGCCGGAAGAUGACGUCGCCAAGGAGCUGAUCAAGCACCUGGAAGAGCUGCCGCGGGCGAUCAUGUUCAGCAUGCAAAAGUUGGAGCCGUGCCAGCUGACGAUUCCGUUGAUACAUUUGGCGCAGUUAUCCGGGAAAGUGAUGGCGCAAUUGAGGGUAAAAGACGAGCCCAUCGACGUAGCCGUACCUCGACUUCGACUCCUCUCCACCGCUCGCCAAGCGUUGGCCGAUGGCAUGAGCCUACUCGGGAUCUCCCCGAAAGUGGAAAUG
Mesorhabditis spiculigera is the source of this 1488-nucleotide messenger RNA. NCBI's taxonomy places the organism in Eukaryota, Metazoa, Nematoda, Chromadorea, Rhabditida, Rhabditidae. The record is from the annotation of a GenBank genome assembly.